This is a messenger RNA of Papilio machaon (common yellow swallowtail), 815 nucleotides long. RefSeq lists its product as uncharacterized. NCBI's taxonomy places the organism in Eukaryota, Metazoa, Arthropoda, Insecta, Lepidoptera, Papilionidae. Gene Ontology annotation, molecular function: DNA binding. Gene Ontology annotation, cellular component: nucleus; transcription regulator complex. The transcript has 2 exons. Gene Ontology annotation, biological process: regulation of transcription by RNA polymerase II. The record is from RefSeq and is a predicted model, not a curated record. Bases 75 to 815 code for a protein of 246 amino acids.
GCUCGUUCGUGUGUACCGCCGCGUUAGAAACGCUGGCGGUUCUUUUUCAAAAUUGUUUCGUUAACUUUUUGAAGAUGACAACGAUGCAUUUCGAAUACGACCCUGAGAGAUUAAUAAAAGAAAUAAAAAAGCGUCCAGGAUUAUGGGAUUCUGAUGACGUCGCGUAUCGUAGUAAAGCAAUGCGGCAAAAACUAUGGACGGACGUUGUAAAGGAACUCAUCGAGCCAAACGUCAAGUUCACGAAGUGUGAAUUGAGAGAACUUGAAAUACAACUACAGAAAAAAUGGAAGAGCAUCAGAGAUUGCUUUCAAAAAUACGUUGUAAAUCCGAAUAGACACAAAAGACCUUAUAUAUACAGUAAAAAACUCAGUUUCCUUCUCAAGGAGGAGCAGCCCGGGCAAGCCGGUGGUUCAACUGAAUCCGAGGACGGGGAAAAGACUUGUAGCGUUUGGCGAACAAGAAGGAAAUUGAAAAUUAAGAAAGAAAGUUCAGAUGAUAAUGACGACAGCGAAACAUACGGAUUCAACGAUGAUACUAAAUCGAAUGGCUCUAAUGAUGCUGGCGACGAAGAAAAUGAAACACAACCACUGUCUAAAAAGAAUAAAACUAAUAGUCUCGUUGGCGAAAUUGCUUUCGCUAAUGUUGAUGCACAAAAUUUUAACGAAGCUGAGGAUAGUGAUAAACUGUUUCUUCUGUCCCUUCUCCCUCAUCUCAAAUCAAUACCGGAAGAGUUCAAAUUAAAUGUUAAAAUGGACAUGAUGAAUGUGCUGAGAAAUGCAAAUUUUAACACGAAUCUUAACCAUAAAUUAAUUUAA